Tinamus guttatus (white-throated tinamou) is the source of this 831-nucleotide messenger RNA. Lineage: Eukaryota; Metazoa; Chordata; Aves; Tinamiformes; Tinamidae. The record is from RefSeq and is a predicted model, not a curated record.
AUGAUUGCAAAUAGUGAAGAAAAAAGGAUGAAGUCAAAAGAUGGUCAGAAUAGCUCUACUCAGCUACAAGAAGCAAUUGGCCUGAGAAGUCCCAGGCUUUUUUUGGAAAGGGAGUAUGUCACUAUCUCUGUGCAAGCACAGCAAGAUAAAGAUUGCCCAAAAAUAUGGGAAUCAUUAAAGCAGGCGUUCAUUUACAAGAAUCCCUGUAAUAUUACAACAGAAGAUUAUCAGCCUUUAAUGGAGUUAGCAAGUCAUCCCAUACCCUGUAACAAGUCACUGUUUUGGAGCAAGACGAAUGAUCUCGUUCAUCGUUAUACAAAGUCCAAUCACAAUUUCCUUACCUUGGAAGAUACCUUGUUGGGUUAUAUGGCUGAUAGGGUUUCAUGGUGUGGAGACCCCUCUGCCCCAGGAAUCAACUACGAAUCUUGCCCAAAACGGACUGAAUGUGAAAGCAACCCUAUUUCUGUGUUCUGGAAAAUGGCAUCCAAGAUGUUUGCAGAAGCAGCAUGUGGUGUGGUUCAAGUGAUGCUCAAUGGAUCAAUAGAAGCUGGAGCUUUCAGAAGCAGCAGCAUUUUUGGAAGCAUUGAGAUCUCUAACUUAAAUCCAGAUAAAGUCUCUGCAGUACAGAUUUGGCUUAUGCAUGAUAUCGGCGGACCUCAAAGUGAAUCCUGCUCUGGAUAUUCCAUAAGGAGGUUAAAAGACACCUUGGAAGAGCGAAACUUGAAGUUCACCUGUGAAGAGAAUCAUAGACCAGUUCAGCUCCUGCAGUGUGUAAAUAAUCCUGACCAUGCGGACUGCAGACUUUGCAGCAGCAAAACGGAAACACCAUGA